AUGAGUAAUCAAAGAACAAUCAAUUGUCUUAAGGCACUACGUGAUUUAAGGUAUCAAUUAGAAUUGAAAGAUUCGAAAUUACCAACUUUAUCUAAAUGGAAAUUACAUAUUGUAUCAGAAAAUAAUUUCCCCACUGCUGCUGGAUUAGCUUCAUCAGCUGCUGGGUUUGCCGCCUUUGUUGUGGCUAUUGCUAAAUUGUAUCAAUUACCUCAAUCAAUGUCUGAAUUAUCAAAGAUUGCAAGACAAGGGUCUGGAUCUGCUUGUAGAUCAUUAUUCGGAGGGUUUGUCGCAUGGGAAAUGGGUCAAUUGGAAGAUGGUUCUGACUCCAUGGCUGUCCCGGUGAAUGAAUUGAACGAUUGGUCAUCAAUGAAAGCUAUUAUCUUGGUUGUAAGUGACUCGAAAAAGGAUACCUCCUCUACAAUGGGGAUGCAAUUGACUGUGAAGACAUCUGAUCUUUUCCAAGAACGUGUGAAAACUGUUGUUCCUAAGAGAUUUGUUCAAAUGAAAGAAGCCAUUAUUAACAAAGAUUUUGCAACAUUUGCAGAAUUGACUAUGAAGGAUUCUAAUUCUUUCCAUGCUACAUGUUUGGAUUCAUUCCCACCAAUCUUUUAUAUGAAUGACACCUCUAGGAAAAUUAUUAAAUUAUGUCAUAAGAUUAAUGAAUAUUACGGAGAGAGUGUGGUAGCUUAUACUUUUGACGCAGGUCCAAAUGCUGUACUAUAUUAUCUAGAAGAAAAUGAAAAUAAAUUAUUACCAUUUAUUUAUAAAUCAUUUAAUCAAGUUCCUGGAUGGGACUCCAAAUAUACAUCAAAUGAUUUACAAGAUUUCUUGAAGAAUUUCCAAGAGUCUAUAUUACCAAAAUUUGCUGAACAUAAUGAACUGGAUGAAGAAGUACAUAAAGGUGUUUCAAGAGUCAUAUUGAGUAGAGUUGGUGCUGGUCCUCAAUCAACUGAUAAAUGUUUAAUUGAUUCCUCUACUGGUUUACCCAAAUAA
This is a messenger RNA of Naumovozyma dairenensis CBS 421, 993 nucleotides long. It is a transcript of the gene MVD1, whose product is annotated as diphosphomevalonate decarboxylase MVD1. The record is from RefSeq and is a predicted model, not a curated record. Lineage: Eukaryota; Fungi; Ascomycota; Saccharomycetes; Saccharomycetales; Saccharomycetaceae. Gene Ontology annotation, molecular function: ATP binding; diphosphomevalonate decarboxylase activity. Gene Ontology annotation, biological process: isopentenyl diphosphate biosynthetic process, mevalonate pathway; isoprenoid biosynthetic process. The coding region runs from base 1 to 993 and encodes 330 amino acids. Gene Ontology annotation, cellular component: cytosol. The transcript has a single exon.